This is a messenger RNA of Gigantopelta aegis, 4358 nucleotides long. RefSeq names its product sal-like protein 3. The transcript is spliced from 7 exons. Gene Ontology annotation, biological process: regulation of transcription by RNA polymerase II. The record is from RefSeq and is a predicted model, not a curated record. NCBI's taxonomy places the organism in Eukaryota, Metazoa, Mollusca, Gastropoda, Neomphalida, Peltospiridae. Gene Ontology annotation, molecular function: zinc ion binding; RNA polymerase II cis-regulatory region sequence-specific DNA binding; DNA-binding transcription factor activity. Bases 86 to 4084 code for a protein of 1332 amino acids.
AGUGUCGGGGCUCGCGCAUUUCGCUGCUUGUGCACGGAGAAACCGAUUUGUUUACCAACAAAAGUGGAUCACUCACGAGUUUAAGAUGUCCCGACGAAAACAGAUCAAACCUCAGCACAUAUCCAAUGGGUCUGAUGAGGACGAUGAUAACGACCGUAAGUUACAGAUUGAUAUAAAAGACAAUGUUACAAGUUCGAAAACUGUGGAACGCCAUACUGAAACAGAAGAGCCAACAACAAAAACUGACGAAACGGAAGAGAAAGAAUGUGACUCGUCAGACGAGAGCACAGAAAAGUCUCAAUUAACGAAGUCGUGUUGUAAUUCAAAACAUAAAAAAAUAUCAAAAUCGGACUCAGAAAGAAACAAUAAAGAAUUAAACAAAUCAGAUACUGAAGCAGAAAAUAAAGAAUUGAUCAAAUCGGACACUGAAGAAGAACACAAAGAUCACAAAAAGUCUGUUCGAACUGAGUCUGACUGUAACAAUGUUGAAAGUAGAAAAUCGUCUAAGGUGACGGGUGUUGCUGAAACGGGAAGCCCCAGCUUGAAGAAAGCAGCAAGGAACGUGGGAAUCUCGCCAUCGUCGGGGAAUGUCAUCGUGACCCGAACAGUCGCACGUUUGAGACAGCAGGGUAAACGGGAUGGAACUGUAAAAAAUGACGACGACGACCACGACAGGAAGCGGAAGUAUGACAGUGAUUCGGACGCCGACGAGAGUGACCAGGAUGACGUGGCCGAAAGCUGGACGCCUGAGAAGCCGGCAGCAGGCGGCAAGACUCUGAGGUCGGCCGGUCGCAGGCCGAUGACCACCGACAGCAGCCCACGACUACAUGGCCGCACGUGCGAGUACUGCGGCGCCGUGAAGCCAACGCCAGCCGCGCUGCAGCGACAUCUACGCAAACACACCGGCGAACGGCCGUUUGUGUGCAAGGUGUGUAGCAAAGCGUACAAGGCCAAGCGGAGUCUUCAGUUGCACCUCCUGUCUAACCAUUCGGCCAUGAUCGACAAGUCGGCCCCGCACCACAUCAAGCAAGACACCACCAACCAGCUGAGGGAGGCCAUCGAGCAGAAGAUGAAGAACGAAAAGUCCCUGGAGCACCCCACGCCCAGCAAGUCUCCUUCCGGUGACCCGACCGAACACUCCACGUCUAAUGAGACUCCGACAGUCGACGAGAGAGGAGGUCUUCUCGGGGUGGAUGCGGUCAGCGGAAGUGUGGACAGGCGGCCCGAGGAGGCGUCACCGGGCGCCCUGGACGAACUGACCGCCAAUCAUGCCAUGAGCAGAACGUGUAAAUACUGCGGCAAGAUCUGUCUGAAGCCGAGCGACCUGAAACGUCACGUUCUCCUACAUACUGGAGACAAGCCGUACACGUGCGAAGUGUGUGGCAAGUCGUUCAAGGCAAAGGGCAGCAUGCUGUACCACCAGAAAGCCGCUCACAACAUGAACGUGGAGUUGAGUCAGAGUCUGGCCGAGCGCUACAUGAAGCUGAAGAACAGAUCCUUCGAGAAGUCUCUGUACGUCCAUGAGAGGAUCGCCGAGUAUCAUCACCACAUCUUCAACGGAUCCCUCAAGAACGACCUCGACGAGCCGGCUCUGUCGGCCGAGAAGCAGAAUCACGAAUUGGAAUCCAUCGCAGACGGCGAUUCUGCGGGUGAAAAAUCCAAGGGGAAUAAUUCUCGAUGUGUGGACGGUGUUGUUUCGUUUUUAUCUGCCGGUGAACACCACUCGGAGAAAAAUAACGUUCCUUCCUUUCUGGAGAGCAGCUCUGCUUUCCCCUCCGCUGUGAACCGCCAGUUUUCCAGCACCAGUGACGGGUCAGCAGAAGCAUUGAUAAACAAUUCCCAGGAAGAUGUGGGCGAUGCCGUUGGAACCGUUGUCACUGGCGACGGCCCAUUCAUGAAGAGCAGAAUCCGGAUCAGGAACGAGACGGUUUUGAUAACGCGACUGGACGGAGUGAAUCUUUCCACGAACAAAGAGACGUCCAUGUACAAGUGCUACAUCUGCGGUGCCAUGCUCAGUUCCCUCAGCAACGUGCAGGUUCACCUGUCGAUGCACUUUGACCUCGAGAUCACAACGUACCAGUGCCGACACUGCGACGCGACAUUCGAGUCGAAACACCAGAUGCUGCAGCACGUGCUGAGUCACAAGAUAAACAAUAAGCUGGAGAGUCGGGAGAAGACGGACGAGGAGGUUACCGUGAGCGACGAGCGACUGCUGGUCGAAGAUGGUGAGGAUUUCGGGGAGAGCGUUGUCACUGGGAAGAAGCAGAAAGCCGACAUCAACGAGAACACCGAUCUGGCAGCAGAUCUGUGCAUGGAGAAGAGCGGUGUGCGGCUGGUUGGGAGCUGGGAGUGCAAGUACUGCCGCAAGUCCUUCUCUAGACUCUACCUCCUCCAGCGGCACGAGCGGAUCCACAACGGACAGAGGAUGUUCUACUGCAAGGAGUGCCGCAAAGGAUUCAGUGAGUCCGUCAACCUCCACCAGCACAUGGUCCGCUUCCACGACAUUUCAAAAACAAUGUACAGCCAGGUGGAUUCCGUGCUGCCUCGUAAGAUGGACAAAGCGAACCUCGAGUCUCUGAUGCGCAUAGCGUACUGGGACAGGCUCUCCGACCACACUUCGCCAGACGGUAACGCCGCGAACAACAGCGAGGAGGUCACCACCUCGCCUGAAGGCCAGCAGCAUCUCAAGGACUUGGAAAAGGCAAAAGAAUUUCUUGAGAAGGAAGGACUUCAGGAGAACAUCACCGUCGUCAUGCCGUCGGAACCACCCACUGAGCAGGACCGUGCUAACUCGGACACUCAACAUUCCGGCUCGAACCACAUGUCCGACUCCGACCCCGAGGAUCCCGAAAUCAAAGCCGCCCCGAAACGCUCUCUGAUGUCAUUCCGCAAAGAAGGACCUCCCUCCAAGUCGAGACGCAAGGCCUCUCUUCCCGUGAAGCUGGACAGUGUGAAGUCACCGGCAGAGAAACACGUGGAACCUGCUGCUGUGACGACGACGCUGACUACUUCCUCUUCUGAACCUACUGCUCCUUCUGCUGAUGCUGACGACAUAAUUCGUGCAGAAGAGAUCAAACAGGAGGCGGUGGGGGAGGAGGAGGUGGAGGUGGGGGUGGGGGUUGAUGGUGAUCAAGCGGAUGUGGCUGUAACUCUUCCCACCUGUCUGGCCAGUUCGUCUGUUCUCAACACUGUGCUGUCCAAUUCUGCUGUCCUCGCCUCGCUGAAUCCGCUCAUCCUUGCCAGCACCGUCGCAGCGGCUGCUGCUGCUGCUGCUGCACAAUCGCAGUCCUCACAGCUGCUGGCUGGCUCGGGACUUGCGGCCGGUCUCCCCGCCACCGGCUACUCUUCCUCCUCCUGUGUUUCUUCGAUGCCGAUCUCCGUGCAGGUUUCCGAGCCGUCGCAGCCAUCUGUCAGGAGGAGUGUGUCGCCCACUCACUCGUCAUCAUCGCAGCCGUCGCCCGCCGAUCCAGACAGCCUCGUGGGCUUCCCCCGGGUCCAGUGGAACCCGUCGCCAACAGACAGCUCAUCGGGUCCCUCACCCCCCGACGGGAGGAAGCUACACCACAGCUGGCAGCAUGUGACCUCCGAUAGCAUCUCCUCUGAUGGAAGGAAAGUCACCUCACUGUCUCGUACACAUUCCAGAUUGCAUGUUGUCAAUCAGCCAAUAGACCGCGACAUGGUUUGUAAACCGGUUGUUCUGCCCGACGGUCGAGCAGUCUUCCGAUGUGUCUUCUGUUCCAAAGACUUCCUGUCAUUCUCAGAUAUUAAUCGCCACAUGGACUUCCAUGAAGAUAUUCGUCCGUACAAGUGUAAAUAUUGUGAUUAUUACGCCCGCACCAACAGCCAACUCAAAGUUCACAUGAUGCGACAUCAAGGUAUUCGAGACUUCUGCUGUAAGCUGUGUAACUACAAGGGUGUCACACAGUCAGAUUUGAACCGACACAUGAAGUCGCAGAUUCACCUGCUCAAGUCACAGAAUGAGUGCAAGCACUGCAGGGAGGGAUUCGUAACAGCCAGGAACCUGGAGAAACAUCUGGAUGGCAACUGUAUUGUUAAAGUUCACGACCUCGAUAUGACCGACUGAUCAGAGGCAGGGGAGGAGUCUGUAACAGCUAGGAAGAUGCUGCAAACAACUGGAAAGAGAUUCACAACAACAAAAACAAAAAGCUUUGAAAAGUUGUGAUUGAAAUUGUUAUGGUUCUUGAUGCCACAGACUUAUCACGGUCUCACAUGAUGGCAUGGAAUAUAUGAAGAGUUGGGGAGGUAUUAGGAAGAGCUGGGGAGGUAUUAGGAAGAGUGGGGGAGGUAUCUGGAAGAGUGGGGAAGGUAUCAGGAAGCGUUGGGGAGGUAUUAGGAAG